AUGAAGGCCGCCUCUCUGCUCGGCCUCGUGGGCCUGGCCGCCCUCUCGCAAGCCGCCCUCCCUCGAGACUACGAAAAGAACGACUACUACGUCCUCCACCUUGACCGACGCACGCCCGUCGCACACGUCGCCGCCCGCCUCGGUCUCGAGCACGAAGGCCAGCUCGGCGAGCUUGCCGACCACCACGUCUUUCGCUCAGCCAAGGCCGACCACGAUGUCGUCCGGCGAGAGAUUCAAGACAGCCGGCGGCGGAAACGCGACGUCGGCGGGCGCGACGUGCUCGACGGCGUGCUGCUGGCCACGAAGCAAGAGGCGCGCAUGCGGCUGGAGAAGCGAGUCAUCCCCCCCGCGCCCGCGCUCGCACCCCUCCCGCCUCGUGCGUUCGGCACGCCCGUCGCCGCGGCCGUCCAGCAGCAGUCCAGGCUCAUGAAGACGCUUGACAUCGCCGACCCCAUCUUCACGGAGCAGUGGCACCUCAUGAACACGGUCGAGCUCGGCCACGACGUCAACGUGACCGGUCUGUGGCUCGAGGGCAUCACGGGCAAGAAUGCCACCGUCGCCAUUGUCGACGACGGGCUCGACAUGAACAGCCGCGACCUGCGUGACAACUACUUUGCCGCCGGCUCGUGGGACUUUAACGACCCGGGCCCGGACCCGAAGCCGCGGCUCUCGGACGACCGCCACGGCACGCGCUGCGCCGGCGAGGUCUCUGCGGUCCGCAACGACGUGUGCGGCAUCGGCGUCGCCUACGACUCCAAGAUUGCCGGCAUCCGCAUCCUCAGCAAGCCCAUCAGCGACGCCGACGAGGCCGAGGCCAUGAUCUACAAGUACCAGGACAACCAGAUCUACUCGUGCUCGUGGGGACCCCGCGACGACGGCAGGUCCAUGGAGGCCCCCGGCGUCCUCAUCCGACGCGCCAUGCUGCAGGGCAUCCAGAAGGGCCGCGGCGGCCUCGGCUCCAUCUACGUCUUUGCCAGCGGCAACGGCGCCGCGAGCGACGACAACUGCAACUUUGACGGGUACACAAACUCCAUCUACAGCAUCACCGUCGGCGCCGUCGACCGCGCCGGCAAGCACCCGUACUACUCGGAGCACUGCUCCGCCAACCUCGUCGUGACGUACAGCAGCGGCAACGGCGACUCCAUCCACACGACUGAUGUCGGCGAAAACAAGUGCGCGACGGGCCACGGCGGCACGUCGGCGGCCGCCCCCCUUGCCGCAGGCAUCUUUGCGCUCGUCAUGCAGGUGCGCUCCGACCUGUCGUGGCGCGAUCUCCAGUACCUCGCCAUGGACACGGCCAAGCCCGUGGCCGACACGGACGCCGCGUGGCAGAAGACGGCCAUCGGCAAGCAGUUCAGCCACAUCUUUGGCUACGGCAAGAUCGACUCGUACGCGCUCGUCGAAAAGGCCAAGACGUGGGAAAAGGUCAAGCCGCAGGCCUGGUACUUUUCACCGUGGCUGCACGUCAAGAAGUUCAUCCCCGAGGGCAAGAACGGGCUCAUUGUCGACUUCGAGGUCACCAAGGACAUGCUCAAGGAGGCCAACCUGGCCCGCCUGGAGCACGUCACCGUGACCAUGAACGUCGAGCACACGCGCCGCGGCGACCUGAGCGUGGACCUCAUAAGCCCGGCCAAGGUGGUCAGCCACAUCGCAACGGCCCGCAAGGACGACGAGCACGCCGGAGGCUACAAGGACUGGACAUUUAUGAGUGUCGCUCAUUGGGGCGAAACCGGAGUGGGCAAGUGGACGCUGGUCGUGCGCGACACCAAGGAGAACGAGCACAACGGAACCUUUGUCGACUGGCACCUGAAGCUGUGGGGAGAGUCGAUUGACGCCGACAAGACGACGCUGCUUCCCAUGCCCAAUGCCGACGACGACGCCGAUCACGACAAGAUCUCGUCCACGGUCACGCCCCCGGCGGCCACCUCGACCGUCCCCGCCGCGCCCGAGCCCACCCACGAGGACACCGUCACGAAGCCCACGGAUCACCCCGAGAGACCGACCAAGCCGGCCGCCAAGCCGACGCCCGUCGCCACCGACGACCCGCACGCCGAGGCCACCACGGCCGCCUCGUCCUGGAUCGACAAGUUCCCCACAUUUGGGGCCUCCAAGACGGCGCAGGUCUGGAUCUACGGCGCGCUCGGCCUCAUCGUCGUCUUCUGCAUCGGCCUCGGCAUCUACCUGUGGAUCGCCCGGCGCCGUCGCCUCCGCAACAACCCGCGCGACGACUACGAGUUUGAGCUGCUCGACGAGGAGGAGCGCGACGGCCUCAACCCGGAGAAGGCGGCCGCCAAGAAGGGCAAGGGCCGGCGCACGCGCGGCGGCGAGCUCUACGACGCCUUCGCCAUGGGCAGCGACGACGACGACGAGUUCGACGCGUACCGCGACCGCUCCGCCGAGCGGCUGGCGGGCGUGGACGAGGCGGACCAGCAGUACGUGGUGGGCGAGGAGAGCGACGACGAGGGCGGCGCCGUGGACGAGAAGGCGGCCGAGAAGCAGCCGCUAGGUCAGAGCCGCCCGUGA
Messenger RNA from Purpureocillium lilacinum, 2523 nucleotides. RefSeq names its product pheromone processing endoprotease. Gene Ontology annotation, molecular function: serine-type endopeptidase activity. Gene Ontology annotation, cellular component: trans-Golgi network; Golgi membrane. Gene Ontology annotation, biological process: protein processing. NCBI's taxonomy places the organism in Eukaryota, Fungi, Ascomycota, Sordariomycetes, Hypocreales, Ophiocordycipitaceae. The record is from RefSeq and is a predicted model, not a curated record.